UUUCUCUGUUUGGCUUCUGUUUGCUGAAGAGGGUCAAGCGUCAACACUGCAGAACAAUUGUGUGUUAUACUUGUAGCGGAUAGUUUGCUAUCACCAGACAGUGUCUACUGAAUCACAACACCAUGUGAAUGCAGAUGCAGAGCACCAUGGGGCGGCGCAGUAGCAGUGUUGUCUCCCACAGUGUUCCAGUAGUGAGUGCGUGCCUUGCUGCCCUGCUCCUCAGCAAUGCCUUGAUUUACCUUUAUCUGGACUCUGUGUAUCAGACUGGUGAGCAGCUGGCAUCUCCUCAGUCGGGCUGUGUGCCUCAACACUUUAAAAUGCCAACCAUGAAAAACUGCACGCCCUGGCUCCAGUGUUCACAGAUAAAUGCUGAAGUACGCAAGCUGAAGCUGAUCGGCCAGGGAGCCGUUAAGAAGGUCUAUCUGUCAGAGUGGAGAGGUCAGAAGGUGGCUCUCUCCAAACUUUCCUCUAUGGAUUACUUGGAGGAUUUUCUCCAUGGACUGUCCAUGUUAGAGGCCUUACAGGGCCCCCAAGUGGUGCAGUUGGUGGGUUCUUGCCUUGAAGACCAAGCCUUUGUUACAGAGCAUCACCCACUUGGCUCACUGCUUAACUUGGAAAGUGUUCUUACACAAGAGCAGCACCAGCAACACAACACAUGGCAGAUAAGACUGAGGUUGGCUACAGAUUAUGUCUCCAUUCUUCAUUACCUCCAUAACAGUCCAGCUGGAUGCCGAGUCAUGUGUGAUUCCAACAGCCUGGAGAAAACUCUGUCCCAAUUUCUGCUGACAAAUGAUUUUCACCUGGUAGUGAAUGACCUGGAUGCACUGCCUAAGGUGGACCCAUCCACAAGCUCAUUAGUAAAAUGUGGCCACCGAGAACUUACUGGAGAUUUUGUGGCCCCAGAGCAGCUGUGGCCAUUCAGAGACAAUGGGAAGCCAUUUUCAGACAAUCUCAUGCCAGGAUAUGAUGAGAAGACAGAUAUCUGGAAAAUCCCAGACGUGACAUGGUUCCUGAUGGGACGGGUACCUGGAGGGGAUUUAGUCCACUUCCACCUUUUUCAGAUCCAUGAGGAGUGCAAGAAGGAAGACCCCAAGCUCCGCCCCUCAGCUCUCGAUGUUUUGAAGGUGUACAAGUCAGUCUACAGCAGCAUAGUGCAAGACAAUUUAGGUUAUAAGGACAUGCUUUAGACUGAAGACUCCCUUAUAAAGACCACAGACGUGCAUUAUACACUUGAGGAACAGAUAGACUUGAGUAUUCUGUACAGUAAUGUAUUCAUAUGUUUUUGUAUUUUGUUCAUUCUGAUCAGCCCAGGCUUCAUCUCUUAUGAACCGAGUUUAGUUUUGAAACAUUUUUUAUUGAUCUAAUGUGAGAAGUGACAAAUAACUAAUGUACCAAGCUAUCAUGAAAAUUCUUUCUCUUGCAAACAGAAACAAAAACUGUCAUUUUUUAAUACUUUGUGUGCUCAAGUUACAAAUAGUACCACAUAACGAUUAGCAUGCAGCAAGUUCCCUAAACGACUUUGUAGGAAGCAUCAAGGACUGACUAAUGAGACAAUACUUAGUGAGGAACUUGUAGAGGACAUCACCAAGUAACAGAUGCAUACUUUUUAUAAAGCACAUGUUUGAUUGGCUGGAAAACAGCCUCAGAACAUAACAGUACCACCACCAUGCUUGAUGGUAGGUUUGGUGUGCUUUGGUUUAAAGGACUCACUUUCUCUCCUCCAAACAUAUUUCUGGUCAUUGUAGCCAAAUAUUUCAACAAUAAUAUUUGAACUUUAUUGGAAUGUAUAUCUGCUUUGAAAUUGCUCCAAGUUUCCUGACUUGUUCAAGUCAACGAUUUGCUUGUUGAGAUCUUUGCUGAGCUCCAUAGACUUUACCACUGAAGUGUUUGUGACUGAGUCAAAUGAGUGUUAAAAAUGGGCCACCGGCUGUAGUCAAUAGUAAUUACUCAUGAAAGGUUACGAAGCUAUGCCACUAAGAAAAUCAGAUUUACACGGCUUUCUACAUCACCAACACUCAUAAUUCAAGUUUCUGUUGGUAUAUUUUUGACCCAAGAGACGUCAUAUUUCCAGAAGACCUACAAUAAAUCUAUGAACAAGCCAAAA
Molecule: messenger RNA, 2104 nt
Organism: Stegastes partitus (bicolor damselfish)
Lineage: Eukaryota; Metazoa; Chordata; Actinopteri; Pomacentridae
Gene: pomk
Product: protein O-mannose kinase
Exons: 3
Coding region: 129-1187 (352 amino acids)
Biological process (GO): protein O-linked glycosylation; protein phosphorylation; carbohydrate phosphorylation
Cellular component (GO): endoplasmic reticulum membrane
Molecular function (GO): carbohydrate kinase activity; protein kinase activity; ATP binding
Source: RefSeq, a predicted model, not a curated record